This is a messenger RNA of Metschnikowia bicuspidata var. bicuspidata NRRL YB-4993, 1260 nucleotides long. It is a transcript of the gene TIM44, whose product is annotated as protein translocase subunit. NCBI's taxonomy places the organism in Eukaryota, Fungi, Ascomycota, Pichiomycetes, Serinales, Metschnikowiaceae. Gene Ontology annotation, molecular function: protein-folding chaperone binding. The transcript has a single exon. The record is from RefSeq and is a predicted model, not a curated record. Gene Ontology annotation, biological process: protein import into mitochondrial matrix. Bases 1 to 1260 code for a protein of 419 amino acids. Gene Ontology annotation, cellular component: mitochondrial inner membrane.
AUGUUUCGCCAGACUCUUGCCCGGCAAAUACGCCCCGCCAGCGGCAAAAAGCUUUUGAGCACGAGCUCCGUUUUGUGCAACGAGAACAAGGGCAAGUCGCCCUUGGAAGUGUUUUUCCAGACAUUCAAGCAGGAGGUGAAGAAGUCAAGCGAGCUCAAGGAAAACAUCAAGGCAUUGCAGGAUGAAAGGGGCCGUGUGGCCGAGAGCGAGGCGUUCAAGCGCGCCAAGGAGGCGUACGACCGGGCACAAAAAGGCAGUUCUGCCGCGGGCAAGGUCGUAAAAAAAACCGCGGAGGCCGUGGGCGGCGUUGCCCACAAGGCGUGGGAGUCUCCGGUCGGCAAGGGUGUGCGGACCACGGUCUUAACCGGCGCGGAGGCCGCGGACAAGGCGUUUGAGCCCGUCCGCAAGACGCAGGUGUACAAGGACAUUGGCAAUGUGAUUGACGACGGCUCGUCCACUGCCUACGGCGGGUUCUUGACCAAGGAACAGAGAGAGGAAUUGAGAAAGAAGGAGCUACAAAAGAGGCUCCAGGAAGGCAAGGGCUGGAAGCCCGUCAAGGAAAACGAGGAGGCCGGCGGCGCGUUGGUGGCCACGGACAGCAAGCCCACGGGCCCCAGCGUGGGCCAGAAAUGGGAGGACUUCAAGGUGCGCAGUCCUGUUGGCCGUGCCAUUGUGUUGUUGAAGGAGCGGUGGGACGAGUCCGAGAACGGGUUGAUCUCGCUCGUGAGAACUGUGUUUGAGAAGAUCGCGGGCUUCUUCUCCGAGACGGAGCAGGCCCAGGUCGUGAAGCAGUUCCGCAUGAUGGACCCCACGUUCCGCGUCACGGACUUCACGCGCACCUUGACCAACUACAUCGUGCCGGAGUUGUUGGACGCGUACAUGAAGAACGACCAGGAGGUGUUGAAGACCUGGUUCAGCGAGGCGCCGUUCAACGUGUGGCAGGCCAAUAACAAGCAGUUCAUCCAGCAGGGCCUCUUCUCCGACGGCAAGAUCUUGGACAUCCGCAGCGUGGACAUCGUCACGUGCAAGAUGUUGCAGCCCAACGACACGCCGGUGGUGGUGGUGUCGUGCCGCGCCCAGGAGAUCCAUUUGUACCGCAAGGCCAAGACCGGCGAGGUCGCCGCCGGUGCCGAGGACCACAUCCAGAUGAGCACGUAUGCCAUGGUGUUCACCCGCGUGCCCGAGGAAAUGGACAACGAGACCACCGAGGGCUGGAAGGUGAUUGAGUUUGCCCGUGGCGGCUCGAGACCCUUCCAUUGA